AUGAAGAUCCUGACAUGCUCUGCCCAUCUGCAGCAGCUGGAGGGGAUCCUGAGGAAGAGCCUGCCCAUCGCCCUGCCGGUCUUCGGGGCCGUGCUGAACAUCAACCGGGGCAACCCUGGCCAGUUUGAGGUGCUGGUGGACAAGUGGCCCGAAUUUGGCGCUGUGCUGGCCCGGCCCAGUGGAGAGGUGCCGGCGAACGAUGGCUACUGGAACACGCAGGCAGGGUUUUACCGGGACCUGGGGGCGUACCGGGCACUGCUGGAGACCCCCGGCUGCCUGCGCUGGGACGCCGCCUUCACCAUCAUCGGGCUGCAGGACGGCCUGGCCAUGGUGUCCCAGGACUUGGCAGGGAAGAAGGGUGUGGAGCUGGACAUUGUCGAGUACUACUCUUACUGGCACCCUGACCCCAGCACCAUGCCGGAGCCCCGGCCAGCCCCCGGGGUGCGUGUGGGCUCCCUGAGCCCCUCGCACGUGGACCUGCUCAACAACACGUGGCCCUACGGGGGGAACGCCCGCAGCCGGCGCUUCCUGGCUGAGAUCUUGGGGCGCUUCCCUCAAGUCUGCCUGCAGGAUGGCAGUGGGCAGCCCGUCGCCUGGGUGCUGACGGAUCAUUUCGGGACGGGCACCCACAGCUACACCCUGCCCGAGCACCGGCGGCACGGGCACAUGCAGGUGGCCCUGACGGUGGCGGCACAGCGGGCACACGCCCGUGGCUUCCCCACGUUUGGGCACACGGCGCUGGGGAACCGGCCCAUGCAGCAGCUGCAGGAGAUGCUGGGAAACCAGCGCCUGCCCGGGGUGUGCCGCUACAUCCUGCACAAUCCCGGCCUGGACAGGGACGGGCCCUGA
Molecule: messenger RNA, 849 nt
Organism: Haemorhous mexicanus (house finch)
Lineage: Eukaryota; Metazoa; Chordata; Aves; Passeriformes; Fringillidae
Product: glycine N-acyltransferase-like protein 3
Exons: 5
Coding region: 1-849 (282 amino acids)
Cellular component (GO): mitochondrion
Molecular function (GO): glycine N-acyltransferase activity
Source: RefSeq, a predicted model, not a curated record